CAUUUAUUAUCUGUAGUAAUAUUUUAGUUUUUAUUUUAUAAGUAAUUCUUUGAAAUGUAACUAAGACAAAUACAUUUAUUUUUAAAAAUAUAGCAUUUUUUUCAAUGAUUGUAUAAUUACUGGGCAAUUAUGAUGUCAAUAUUCAUCUCUCAGAAGAAUUUGUCUUUGUAAAUUGUUACAAAUUUCUGAACAUUUAUAAAAGAUUAUCAUUAUGCCAAGAGAAAGCAUACAAUAUUCAGCAAAAUAUGAAGAUGAUAUUUAUAUCUACAGACAUGUAAUUUUACCUGAUGAUGUUGCAAAACAAGUCCCAAAAACUCACCUAAUGACAGAAUCAGAAUGGCGAAAUUUAGGCAUACAAAUGACAUCUGGAUGGGUUCAUUAUAUGCGCUACAAUCCUGAGCCACACAUAAUACCUUUUAGAAGAUAUAAAAGUAAUCCUUCAACAUCAUGAAUUCAAUAACAAUAAAUAAUUUUUGUAAAAAAAGAUGUGUACACUUAUAUUAAUAAAAACAAUUAUACACCUUAUUUUAAAGCUAAAUAAAUUAAAGAUUAGAUUUUUUGUUUAGUUUAGGUAUCAAUUUAAAAUUAACUUUAUU
Messenger RNA from Daktulosphaira vitifoliae (grape phylloxera), 596 nucleotides. Its product is annotated as probable cyclin-dependent kinases regulatory subunit. Gene Ontology annotation, molecular function: ubiquitin binding; protein kinase binding; histone binding. Lineage: Eukaryota; Metazoa; Arthropoda; Insecta; Hemiptera; Phylloxeridae. Gene Ontology annotation, biological process: regulation of mitotic cell cycle. Bases 212 to 451 code for a protein of 79 amino acids. The record is from RefSeq and is a predicted model, not a curated record. Gene Ontology annotation, cellular component: cyclin-dependent protein kinase holoenzyme complex; SCF ubiquitin ligase complex. The transcript has 3 exons.